Vitrella brassicaformis is the source of this 2373-nucleotide messenger RNA. Lineage: Eukaryota; Vitrellaceae. The record is from the annotation of a GenBank genome assembly.
GCACUGGUCACGAACAACACAAUGGGAACAACACACCCACACACGCAUGGCACGUCAUCAGAGAAGGCGCCUGACUGGCUGGCUGGCUGGCUGGCUGGCCGGCUGGCUGAGACACGCAACACGUGCCUGCACCCUCUCAGCAAGACAAAGGGUUAAGCGUCAACACACAAGAGGGGCUGCCGUCUCUUGAAGACCGCUCGCAGACACACACACACACACGUGCGUCCGCUGGUCAGAACCUCAUUGACGCCAUGCCGGGCGAUCGUGUUGGGAACUGGCCGGGCAGUGCUGUCGAACCACCACCGGCGAACACACGGCCUGAGCACGCAGGACAACAGGCAAGCACAAAGUGGCGAGGCCGGCCUGCCUGCCUGCCUGUCUCAACACAGGAGCAGCUGCAGCGUGUCUCUUGCUUGCGUGACUGACCGAUGCCCCUCCUCUGUUCGACUUUUUUGUCCUGUUCCUGUUUGUGUGCGCUGAACCGCCGGCCAAUGUCGGCGUCGCCGCCGCCGAACUUCUCGAUGAACGAUCGCACGUCACCCGCGUCACUCCCCGCAGCUGACCAGUGGACCGACGGAUGCAUGGAGGCACGCCAGACAGACAGACAGACAAGAGAAUGGCCAGACUCUCUCUGUCUCGUGUUUGUGUCCCUGACUUUAGCGGCCCGCCCACGUGCGUACCCUUGAGGAAGUCGAGAAGGUAGAGCAGCUCGUGGUCGUCGGGGUCACCCGUGAACUCGCGAACCAACACGCCGUUGUCGGGCUGCAGCUGAAGAACGAGAAAAGAUACGCGGACACACACCAGGGAGUGGGGGCGGUUUGCCCUGUGUGUGUGUGUGUGUGUCCUUGGUACUGACCGAGAAGGCGACGCGGUCGUGAUCGAGGAUGAUCAUCUUGUCGGCCCGACGACCCAGACGGGAGAUGUCCUGAUCAGUUAGUGGCCAGACACACACGCCAAUCAACGACAGACAGACAGACCAGAACUUGCGAUUGCGUGAGUGUCUGUUUGUUUGCACACCCACAGGCGCGUGCCUACCUUGAUGUAACCGUAUCUCCGCCUCUUGCAGAACUCCCGGUGCAGCACCCCAGUGACGGGGAUCGCCCACUUGGCUAUCACGUCCUGAGCCACCUGCAAAUACACAGAUAUACAUACAGACAGACAGCGGGCACAGUCGUCUACAGUAUCAUGCUUGCGGCUCUUGUUGCAGGCGAGCUUACAGGAAAGUUGUCGUCGGACCAGAUGACAAGCUCGAAGUAUCUGCUGAGCUCCUGCAGGAACUGAUCCGCGUGCGGUCGCUUGAUGCACCGCCAGCCUUGCAGACGCUACACAACCAACACACCACACCACCAGCCACACAUAAACUAAUGGGCGUCGGUCUGCCUGUGUGUGUGCUGCUUACAUCAUGCUCGAGGAAAGCCAGUGUUUUGUUGAGGUCGAGGAUGAGUGUGGGCACAAAGUCGGGGAUCUCGAGCUUCUCCUUCUCUAUCAACAGAGGCUCGUUGCCCUCGGGAGCCAGCUGAACGAACACACACACAGCAAACACACACAGAGCACAGCAGCUGGCCGUGACGCACACCGCUGUGUCAUGUUGGACACGUGACUGACCUUUUCGACGAUGUACUUGUCGAACCAGUCCCUCGAGUAGUCAUUCCACACCUCAAACCGAUCGUUGAGACGCCGACAAAACUCUGCACACACAAUGCAGCGCAACACCCACCACACACACACACAGAGCCAUGCGAUCCGAUGGUUGAAUGAUCCACCCACCCUCCCACACACACGGACACAGGAGCCAUGCCAUGUGGGGAGGUGGGCGUGAGUGAAGUAACCACCAGGCUACCUACCUGUCCAUGUGAGCUCCGUCGACAAGAAGUAGAGAUAAAAGCCCGCCGCCGCCCCGGUCCCCGCCGCAGCCACCAGCACGCCCCGCAACAAAGUCGGACCCCAUCCUGCCUUCCCUCCAACCUUCUUCCCUCCAGGUGGUACCGAAGGGCGAGGCUUCACAGGGGUGGCAGCGGCAUCGGGAGCGGCUGCCGGCUGCUCUGGGGGGUCCGACUGAGCAGUGGAGGACGAGAAGGGCCUCAUGCGGUGGGAGGGGAGGAGGGGGGAUGCAUGCCGCCCUGCGUGUGUGGCGAGGAGGGGCCUUGAGAAGGUCCUCAGAGAUGUGGUGGGGAGCGUGGGAUUGCAGCUGCAGCCGGUGAGCGGUGCUGCAAGGAGCCGAAUCGCCUGCCGACGGCUCAUCGCACCUGCACCUGGGGAGUCACACACCAGGAGAGGAUGCAUCGAUGGGUUUGAGCGAAGAUCUAUGAAAAUGCAGCCCUCUCUGCCCAUCCCAUUACCUGUCAGAGCGUUGCGUUAGGCCCAAGAGAGGAG